UGGUGUCCCAUGCCCGGGCACAAACAUUCCUGUCCUGGGGGAUGAUUCUCUGAGUCAUGCAGAGGAAAAGAAGCGUUCUGAUGUAAAAGAUAACAGGAAGGCGUUCAGCACGCUGUGUGCCAGCAGGACACCUGCAGAGCUGCCGCAGGGGUGGAAGUGAGCCACAGGCUGCAUGGGGAGUGCUGAGAAAACUGCACGGCUGCACAAAUCUGACGCCAAAGCAGGGCUCUAUUUUUGGUCUCCGCUCUGCGUUUCUGACACCUGUAGGGACGCGUGAAGCGCACAGGAGACUUGUGCAGCACCUCCCGGAGCGGAGGAGCCGCCGCAGGGCAUGGGAGCGCAGCGGAGCAUUCCUGCUUAGCCAACAGGACUAAUUAUAACCCAGGAAUAUGAACUGUAAAUGUGCUGAAGCUGCCAAGACGGGAGCUGGGUGUGUGCCAGAGCUUGAAUGAGGACACACCAUCCUGCGAGGACUCUCCGGGAGCAGCAGCAGCAGCAGCGAGGUACGCGCGGAGCCGCACGGAGGGAGAUGGACACGGGGGGACUGCAGGAGGACGGUAUAUUUAUCAGAUACAUUCUGUGAUCUCUACCAGUGAACCUGCACAAGCAAUUCCUUUCUAAGCUCACUCUUCUUGGUCUUUGUACUGCUCAAACUCCCAGAGAAUUACACUUAACAAGACCAUAUUACCUACUGAGAAAUAUAAUGACUGAAUUCCUGGUUUGUUUUAAUUGGUGCAAUGGUGAACAGCCCCCACCGAAGAGGCGUCGGAGGCUGGACCGGAAUAUGAUUGGAGAGCCAAUGAACUUUGUACACACCGCACACGUCGGGGCUGGAGAGAUGAGUAGUGACUAUUCCUCAGCUAUGUCAAUUCAGGACCACAUGAAGUCUAAAGGUGGCUAUACAAAUGGCACUUCUGCAACUGUUGAAAUAUAGGUAACUGAGAGAAGGCUGAAAUCUGCUGUCUUAUGAGGACCCCCUGGACUGUGCUUUCAUAUUUUCUAAAACCUUGUUAUCAUGGAGUAGGGAGAGUACCUGAACUUAAAAUGGGUCAGUAGAAGCUUUGGUGUUCUUUGCACAAUAUCUUCUGAAGGAGUUAUUGUAAAUUAUCCUUAAAAUGGUCUGUCAUGGUAGUGUUGUAGUAGCAACUGUAAUUUGUCACUAAGGAUGACUUCCUACCUCUAUCCCAGAAGCCUCUCAAAGCUGUCAUAUAAGAUGGGAUUGGAAGUCAGGACGAAUUGUCUGGGAUUUUGGCAUCUGUCUUUUUCUCCUCUCAGGAAAUGCAGAGGGUAUUUAAUUGGAAGGUAUUGCAUGAUUUCACUUCUUACAUGGGCUAAACUGAGUUGCUAAGUGUGACCUUGUAGCUGUCAGAUAACUUUGGACCUGUUUUUUAGAUUCUUUACAACCUAAUGCAUAAAUCUUUGGUAUUUUUAAUGCCUUUUGAUAGUGAAUGAACUCUAAUAUAGGAUAGUUAGCUGAGUCUGCAAAACACAGUGAAACUUCUGCCUUGCCAAGAUAACACUUUUCUAUCUAAAAAUGGAGCUUUUGCAAACGUUCUGACUCUCAAAUGAGGCUUAGAACAAGAGAUAUGUCCCUCAGUGACUGGGCUGCCUCCCACCCAUGCACACACACUGCUGUGACUGGCAGCUAUUACUGCAACACAGCUAAUUGUACCCACCAGUUAACUUCCAGUGGUGCUACUAUAUGCUUACAACUGUGUGUUAGUUUUGCAUGACUACCAUUGAAUUUUAAACUAAACAUAUUUAAGAUCCCUCUCUUUGUUACCUCUCUGUAAUAGUAACCACACAGGACUUCAAGGGAUAUUUUCCUUGUCUUCUGGCUCCUUAAUUUCAAGACUGUUUUAUAUGAAAUUAAUCUUUUCUUGCAUGUGGUGUAAGUGAUACAGCCAUGUGAAGGACACACAUAUAAAGAAUAUUGUGAAAAGGUGCAGAAGAGUAUUAAAUGGAAACAGCAUUUUGCAGAGUUCCAGCACUUCAUAAAUAUUUAAAUAAAUAUCCAUAAAUAUUUAGACAUAUUCAAAGUACAGUUUAUUACUUACUUCUUAUUCAUCUUUCUAUUAAGUGACAUGACAAAACUGCUGAAGCAGAACUAAGUUUUUCUCUUACCCAAUCACUGACAAUUGUUCCUCAGCUCAAAAUUCUGCAUGACUAUCACUGUAGAAACAGGAAAUCUGCUUGCUCUCAUGGGAUGAACUAAUUACAAGUGUUUAAAUUGUUGCCAUAUCAGCACAAGUUAUGCUGGAGGUCAGCAAACUCUGUCCUUGCUCUAGGCAGCAGAUCAGUUAUGAACAUUUUUCCAUUUAAAAAAAUUUAUAGCUGGCAAAGCUUUUAACUUGUAUGAUUCUGUUUGUAGUGGUGAUACUUCUUAAAUCUAGGCUGCUGGGCUUUGCUGAAUUGUUAGUCUGUCUUUUCUGAGUAUACUAGGGAACUUAAAAAAUGAAUGGUAGCUCUGUGUUUCUGUAUGUUCAAAAAUAUAGCUUUUCCCCUCCUGCAUAUUUUAUCUUUUAGGUCCAAAAAGGAAGAGGGAGUAUUGCUUUUUGUAACAGUCAACAGCUGAUCAUAACAUUCUGUAACUACAUAAGACAAAACUAAUGUCCAUAUCUUGCUACAUCCUUACUCUUGGAUUAGAAUGCACACCAAAUUUUAAUGUAUUUUAAAAUUAGUGUGGUUAACUAUACAUUUAGCUUUUACAAGUCUUUUAUGUUUCUGUCUUCUAAUUUGAGAUACACUCUAACAGCCUAGUAUUAACAGUAUGGUUAAUAUACAGAUUUUAAAGGAGCUAAAUUCUGUACAGUGUUGAGGAAGCAGAAAGUGGCCAGGUUGUUUGAAAGAAUAGAUUCUAUUUCAUCUGCUAUUAUACAGUGUUAAUGCAUUCAGUCAUCUACACCUGCCCAGAAAAAAUAGUGAUAGAGCAAUUGUCACGAAGAAAAUGGGCUGUGUUUUGUUAACACUCUAAGAAAAAACAUUGAACCUAAGUUAGGGUUUCUUGAAGACCCAUUCAGUAGAUUUAAAAUUAGUGGUGUAACUAGAAGUAAUGGAGUUGGUGACUAUUUUAGUUCUUCUCUAAAAAUAAAUGAACAGAAUUUUAUUUAUUAAACACUUAUUUAGACAAAAAUCCAAGUUUUGAUCAUGUAAACCAUGUAGAACUAUCUGUUGUGGAACUAAACUAUUUUCAUCAGACUAUAUAUUGUUAUAUAGAACCAUAAUAAAGUGCAACAUCAUUAAAAAGAAAUGUUUUGCUAAUACAUUAAAAGUAAUUCAUUAAAUUCAUUAAAAAAAUCUAACAAACAUAAACACAUGUCUUAGGGCUUAGGUAUUUUUUGUUCUAUAUUUAGAAACCUUAUGUACCUGUAAUCCAUCAUGUAAUUCAGUAUGAGCCUAUCUUAGUUAUAAUAAAGAUGUUGAACUGGGCACUUACACUCUUUUCAUAUUGUGGAAAAUCUUGGUAUUUUCUCUGCGUUGAAAACCUGUUGGUAAAGUGGAUGGAUCAGCAUGGCUUGAACUUUUAUUGCACAGAAUGAAAUUUCUCCACUAGAGAGCACAGUUUUACAUCAAGUCUUCUCUCUUCUGUGCAAGCUCUUACUCCAUUGUGGGGUUUGGUGGUUUUUUGAGUUUGACUGAAAUAAAAUAUAGAAAUAAUACCAAA
Sturnus vulgaris (Common starling) is the source of this 3664-nucleotide messenger RNA. RefSeq names its product CDC42 small effector protein 2-B-like. Gene Ontology annotation, molecular function: small GTPase binding. Gene Ontology annotation, cellular component: plasma membrane. NCBI's taxonomy places the organism in Eukaryota, Metazoa, Chordata, Aves, Passeriformes, Sturnidae. The record is from RefSeq and is a predicted model, not a curated record. Gene Ontology annotation, biological process: regulation of Rho protein signal transduction.